Messenger RNA from Suillus bovinus, 1611 nucleotides. RefSeq lists its product as uncharacterized. The transcript has 10 exons. NCBI's taxonomy places the organism in Eukaryota, Fungi, Basidiomycota, Agaricomycetes, Boletales, Suillaceae. The coding region runs from base 1 to 1611 and encodes 536 amino acids. The record is from RefSeq and is a predicted model, not a curated record.
AUGGCUUGUCGUCGACAUGUCACAUCUGAGUCUUCAAGCUCAUCAGAAUCAGAAUCAGACUCUGAUUCUCACUUAUAUUCGACGACAUCUUUCCCAACUCUUCCACAAGAGAAUUCUGCUCCCAGUACCGAGCCCUUGAAAGGGAGAAAACAUAAGUCUCGUAUUGACGAUUUCCUCAAAGUCAUUCGCGCAAUUGACCUCACUCUUGGUCUCCGAAUCCCCGCUGGUUUCCAUGUGACGGUCGAGGCUGGCGAUGCCGAAUAUCAGACAAGCAAUAAAUCUGUACACAUAGACGAGGCUGUCAUCGAAUGGCAUGAGCGCGCACUUCUGCCGUGCGAGCCAUCUUCUAAAGUUCGGGUCAGCGUAUAUGCCUCGUUUGAAUUGAGUCCCAUGUCCUGUUAUAGAGAACUCCUGCGUACAUUUGAGAUCUUCGUCAGAGAAUUACUGGAUCGCAUGCCAAGGCAGGAGGAAGUCGUAUCCGCCCAUGAUUCCUUCGACAUAGAUCAGCCCAAGUUCUCAAAUAACAACUCUCCUCCCGAUUUGAGCCGCGAGGCAACGACGAAGACUUGCGCUUCACAGGGAAUUGCUGGCUUCAUACCCAGUCGGUCAACACAGCCCGCAUCGAGCCAACGACGAAGACUUGGAUCGAGCCAUCGCACUUCAGAGGGAUGUGCUGAACUUCCACCCGGUCGGUCACACAGAUCGGUGUCAUUAAAUACCAGUGCGCUUCAACUUUCUACCCGCUUUAAGCAUCAACAUAACGGAGAAGACCUCGACGAGCUGCAAGAGAUCCUAUGCUGUGUCUUGGUUCUGUCGACGCAGCAUGCUCGUCGUCGAUCACUGGUCUAUAAGUCGCUAGUCACGGUCUAUCUGAUAUUCCAUCAUUCAGGGCUUGAUCGUACCAGCGCGGGCGAUGACGUGGACAGUUUAAAUACUGCCGUGCAUCAUUUCAAGGCAGCAGCAUAUGUUGUUUCUGAAAGUUUUGCUACCUCGCAUGGGAGCAAGUCUAUUCUGGGCUUAGCUUAUGCGACUUCUGGACGCUUACAUGUCCACGACGGCUUCAGUAUCAUCUCGACACAAUGUCACAAAUUCUUCCAAGGUACACUUGUCGUUGACGCUGGGUUGUGUGCUCGUCGUAGCGGUGAUACGUGUCGCGCUGUUGAGCUGUUGGAACAAGGCAGGACUACCAACCGGACCCAAUUUUCAGGGGUCAAGAGCGUUUUCAGGCAUCCUACAGAACUUUUGUGGGAUGACGUAAUGGACCCCACACGAGCUACCCGGGCACUGCACAGUCGCUCGCUCGUUUGUGCAUAUUGGCACGCACACGUUUUUCUUGUCAGGCGUGUAGACCAAGCAGCGUUUAUCACUCAGGCUCAGACACACUUCCCGGCCUGCACGGUGACAGAUGACUCGGCUCCGUCACCCUCCUUACCACAAUAUCAGGACUUCGCUCCCCUCGCGUUCGCCUUCAUAACCCCUCACUCUUCCCGUUCAAAAGUCAUCUGUUAUUCUACUUUUGAGCAUACCUUUGAAUUGAUAGAAACUUUUUCUAUGGUGAAUGAGAUUUACGGUAUCGUUACGCGAGGUGCUGACGGCCCUGGGUACUUAUGA